AUGAGCACGACCGCAUUGCUACAAGCCUCCACUUCGCCACCCCCGUCGCGAGAACCGGAAUACGCCGCGCUGGAGCAGCUCGAGUCCCCUCUGUCCCAUGCAAUCGACAUGGGGGUCAAAGUCUCACCGUCCGAGUCAGCGGCGAUGGCAGGUGGUGCCUACGUGACCGCCUCGUCCAGUUGCGGUGCCUCGACCGUUAAGCACAAUCCGUUCACAUACACGACGCCCGUGGACACGUACGAGAAGGUCAAGAUGACUAUCCUGUGUCUAUUGGGAGUCCCACUGAUUCGCGUUGUGCUGCUACUCUGUGUGGGAUUCCUACUCACGCUAGUAAGCCACUUGGCUCUCAUUGGGUACAAGCCAUUGGACGCUCACUCAGGAGCUCGUCCACCUCUGCCACGUUGGAGACGUAUCGUUGGAUCGCCCGUACCAUAUCUACUGCGGUCGUUGAUGUUCAUCGUAGGCUACUACUGGAUCCCGGUCAAAUACCCGCCGAAUUUUAAUCGCCGUACCAUGCCACGCGUAAUUGUGAGCAACCACUUGACGUUCUUCGACGGCCUCUACAUCUUCACGUUGCUAUCGCCCAGUAUCGCCAUGAAGACAGACGUAGCCAACCUCCCGUUGAUCAGCCGAAUCGUGCAGAUGAUUCAACCGAUUCUGAUUGACAGAGGAACCCCUGAAGGGCGUAGAAGAGCAAUGAACGACAUUACGUCGCACGUGGCCAAUCCCAGCCAACCCCCGCUACUCGUAUUCCCUGAAGGCACCACAUCGAACCAAACGGUAGUUUGUAAAUUCAAAGUUGGCUCCUUUGUCUCCGGCGUACCGUGUCAACCGAUCGUGCUUCGGUAUCCGUACAAACACUUCGAUAUGAGCUGGCCACCUGGAGUUUCGGGCCUGUACUUGGCUCUACGAGUGUUGUGCCAAGUGUACAAUCGACUAGAAGUUGAGAUUCUGCCCGCGUACUACCCAUCGGAGAGAGAGCAAAGGGAUCCUCAAUUAUACGCCAAUAAUGUCCGCGAGGUCAUGGCCAAGGCGCUUGGAGUUCCCACAACGAAUCACGCGUUCGAGGAUGUAGCCAUGCUGAUGCGUGUCGGAGACUACGCCACUAAACACGUCGUACCGCUGACAGACGUCGGUGAAGUGAUCUCGCUUACGGCAUUGAAGCAAGGCGACGUGGAUCGCCUCGUUGGGUACUUCCGUCAACACGAUCUUGAUAAGGACGGCCAGUUAUCGAUGCAGGAGCUGCGUGCGCUGUUCCCCAAUGACGAUCCAGUGAUCGUCGACCAGCUCUUUGACCUCGUUGACGUGGACGACAGCGGACUCAUCGAUUUCCGCGAGUUGUGCUUGGCUCUGCGUGCAUUAAAUCCGCAGAAUAUCAACGAGGGCGACGACGCGUUGGCUAAAUUCGCGUUUCGGCUCUACGAUCUCGAUAACAACGGAGUCAUCGACGCCUCCGAACUGGAACAAAUGCUUCGCUUCCAACGCAUUUUCUACGGCAUUUCUGAGGCUAGUGUUGCUGCAGUAAUACGUCAAACUCAGACAGAGAAUAACAGGGGCAUCCCCUACAAGCGAUUCGAGCAAUUGGUAGUGCAAAACCCCGAACUGUUGUGGUACGCCCGCGACAAACUCGAAGUCUUACGUGGCUCAAUGCGAGAAAGCAGUCAGGAAAUCCUCCCUCGUCCGUAG
This is a messenger RNA of Phytophthora nicotianae INRA-310, 1686 nucleotides long. RefSeq lists its product as hypothetical. The record is from RefSeq and is a predicted model, not a curated record. Bases 1 to 1686 code for a protein of 561 amino acids. The transcript has a single exon. Gene Ontology annotation, molecular function: calcium ion binding. NCBI's taxonomy places the organism in Eukaryota, Oomycota, Peronosporomycetes, Peronosporales, Peronosporaceae.